Papilio machaon (common yellow swallowtail) is the source of this 1276-nucleotide messenger RNA. It is a transcript of the gene Phb2, whose product is annotated as prohibitin-2. Gene Ontology annotation, cellular component: membrane; mitochondrion. Gene Ontology annotation, biological process: mitochondrion organization. Lineage: Eukaryota; Metazoa; Arthropoda; Insecta; Lepidoptera; Papilionidae. The record is from RefSeq and is a predicted model, not a curated record. Bases 138 to 1037 code for a protein of 299 amino acids. The transcript has a single exon.
UACUCUGCGUCGCAACACCGCUUCAUUUUGCUCUGCCAUCUUGCCGAGCCAACCUUGUUGCACAAUCUGUAAUAGUGUUAGGUUAUAUCAUUGAAUUGGUAAAGUAAUAUCUUUUCAUUUUAUUAGGAGUUCUGAAAAUGGCUCAAAGUAAACUUAACGACAUGGCAGGCAAAUUUGCCAAAGGUGGACCUCCCGGACUUGGUAUUGGGCUGAAAGUUGUAGCAGUAGUAGGCGCAGCGGCAUACGGUAUUUCUCAAUCGGUAUUUACUGUGGAAGGUGGGCAUCGGGCUAUAAUGUUCAAUAGAAUUGGUGGUGUACAACAGCAAGUUAUGACUGAAGGGUUACAUUUCCGAGUACCAUGGUUUCAAUAUCCUAUAAUUUACGACAUAAGAUCCCGUCCUAGAAAAAUAUCAUCUCCUACUGGUUCAAAGGAUUUACAAAUGGUCAACAUUUCUCUAAGGGUUUUAUCACGUCCAGAUGCACGUCACUUGCCGAUUAUGUACCGCCAGUUAGGUACCGACUACGACGAGAAAGUGCUGCCUUCGAUUUGCAAUGAAGUUCUUAAAUCAGUUGUUGCCAAAUUUAAUGCAUCUCAGCUAAUUACUCAACGUCAACAAGUUUCUUUGUUGAUACGCCGCGAGCUGGUGGAGCGAGCAGCUGACUUCAACAUCAUAUUGGAUGAUGUUUCACUUACCGAGUUGAGUUUUGGGAAGGAAUACACAGCUGCAGUUGAAGCUAAACAAGUAGCACAACAAGAGGCUCAGCGUGCAGCUUUCGUAGUUGAAAGAGCUAAGCAGGAGCGUCAGCAAAAGAUUGUACAAGCAGAGGGUGAAGCUGAAGCUGCAGAAAUGUUGGGUAAAGCUAUGGGCAUGAAUCCAGGUUACCUAAAGUUGCGCAAAAUCCGUGCAGCCCAAAGCAUUUCUAGAAUGAUAGCGCAGUCACAAAACCGUGUAUUCCUUCCUGGAAACAGCCUUAUGAUUAACUUACAAGAUCCUACCUUUGAUGACUUAUCGGAAAAGUUGACAAAAAAGAAGUAACAUGAGGCCGAGGAAGAGGGUUCUGGGUGUCUGAAGCCAGUAACCACUCUUUCCGAUGAUGAAACUGUGGUUAUAAUAAGUGGAGCGGCUUCAGUGGCAAUUUGAAAUUGAACAUUUGCAUUUGAAUGUUUUAAAUUGUAUAAACACUAUAUAUUUAGAUGGUGGAUAUUGCAUUUUAUGUUAUUUAGUUGUAGGCUUUUAGUCAUUAUGUGGAUGAAAUGAUUCAAAUAAAACCGUAA